GGGCAGAAAGCCAGAAGCCCCGAGCAUCUACUACUCCAUACAUGGUAACCUGAUCGGAAACCACCCAACUCACCCAUUUUUGUAUCUGUCCCUGCUACAAAUUCAGUUCAAAACGUCUGGUUUGCCGCUCAACUGGCGUUAAAGUCGCAGCAAGCCUUCCACCAUGAAUAUCUUCAGGUUACUUGCCGAUUUCUCUCAUCUUGCUUCUAUAUUCAUACUUCUACAUAAAAUGAAGUCUUCAAGCAGCUGCUCCGGGUUGUCUUUCAAAUCGCAAGCAUUGUAUUUGGUAGUGUUUGUGACACGAUACCUUGAUCUCUUCUGGGCCUUUACCGACUCGCUAUACAACACAACGUUCAAAAUUCUAUUUAUUGGCUCGUCUGCCUACAUAAUUUACCUCAUGUUGAAUGACUAUAAACCUACGCACGAUCCCAACAUCGACACGUUCAAAGUUCAGUACCUUGUGGGAUUCAGUGCCCUACUCGCUAUCAUCUUCCCCCAUGAUUACAGUGUUUCCGAGAUCCUUUGGACAUUCUCCAUUUGGCUAGAAUCUGUUGCCAUCCUCCCCCAGCUCUUCAUGCUCCAGCGUACUGGUGAAGCAGAUACUAUUACAACGCACUAUCUUUUUGCUCUGGGUUCAUACCGAGCCCUUUAUAUUCCUAAUUGGGUGUAUCGAUACUUCGCAGAAAGCCAUCUUCAACCCAUUCCUGUCCUUGCAGGUAUUGUGCAGACCGUCUUGUACUCCGAUUUCUUUUAUAUCUACUAUACGAAGGUGAUGAAGGGAAGGAAGUUUUCGCUUCCUGUUUAAGGAUGCGGUCCAAGUAUUGGAUGCUGGUGAAAGGGAUGGUUUUAAAGCAGAGUUUACAUUACAUCAUUGUUUGUAGCUUCCUUGUACCUUUAAAUACUGUAAAAUUCUGGGGAGGGGUGCUGAGAAUUCAUGAUUUUCCAACACACAA
Aspergillus candidus is the source of this 953-nucleotide messenger RNA. RefSeq names its product ER lumen protein retaining receptor. Gene Ontology annotation, biological process: endoplasmic reticulum to Golgi vesicle-mediated transport; protein retention in ER lumen. Lineage: Eukaryota; Fungi; Ascomycota; Eurotiomycetes; Eurotiales; Aspergillaceae. Gene Ontology annotation, molecular function: ER lumen protein retrieval receptor activity. The record is from RefSeq and is a predicted model, not a curated record. Bases 164 to 805 code for a protein of 213 amino acids. The transcript has 6 exons. Gene Ontology annotation, cellular component: endoplasmic reticulum; cis-Golgi network; membrane.